GAGCACUUGGACGUUAGUUUCACUUGUUACGUUGGUUUCGAUUUUCGAUUUUCAUCCAGAGCUGACCGGACACCAUGGAGCGGAAACUGCACAGUGGGAUGCACCACGCCACCCUGCGCCUGCUGCAGGAAUCGGGCUGUGAGAUAGCGCCGCACAAUCUGAUGUACCCGGUGUUCAUUGUGAGCAACGACGAGGAUGUCCAGCCGAUAGCCAGCAUGCCGGGAAUCUCGAGAUUCGGAUUGAACCGCCUGCGGGAGCACCUGCAGCCACUGGUGGCCAAGGGAUUGUCCUCGGUUCUUCUCUUUGGCGUCGUGGAGCCGGAACUGAAGGACGAGCAGGCUUCCAAUGCGGAUUCCGGCAAGAAUCCAGUGGUUCUGGCUCUCCCGAAGCUUCGGGAAUGGUUUCCCGAUCUCCUCAUCGCCUGCGAUGUCUGCAUUUGCCCGUACUCCUCGCACGGCCACUGCGGUCUCCUCGGGGAGACGGGUCUGGAGAAUGGUCCGAGCAUUAAGAGGAUAGCCGAGAUUGCGGUGGCUUAUGCCAAGGCGGGUGCUCAUAUUGUGGCGCCCUCGGACAUGAUGGACAACCGGGUGAAGGCCAUUAAGCAGGCCCUCAUCGAUGCCGAAAUGAACAGUGUUUCCCUGUUGGCCUACUCGGCCAAAUUUACCUCCAAUUUCUACGGACCCUUCCGGGAGGCAGCCCAAUCCGCUCCGAAAUUCGGCGACCGUAGGUGCUAUCAACUGCCCAGUGGAUCCCGCAGUUUGGCCAUGAGAGCCAUCCAGCGAGAUGUCGCCGAGGGAGCCGACAUGCUGAUGGUCAAGCCGGGCAUGCCCUAUCUGGACAUCCUGCGAUCCACCAAGGAUUCCUACCCGUAUCACACUCUGUACGUUUACCAGGUGUCCGGGGAGUACGCCAUGCUGUAUCAUGCUGCCCAGGCGGGAGCCUUCGACCUCAAGGAGGCCGUCCUGGAGGCCAUGAAGGGCUUCCGACGAGCUGGAGCGGAUUGCAUCAUCACCUACUACACGCCCUUCCUGCUGGACAUUAUCGGAAGGGUCAAGUAAUUGUCUACCUCAAAUGUGGGACCUUCGAUUUCUUCAAACCAUUUUUAAGUAGAUUAGAGUGGACUUCUUAGAUAUACAUUUUGGUAAUUAUAUUGCUUAUAGAAGAUUUAAUAGUGCAAUAAUUUAAAAUAUG
This is a messenger RNA of Drosophila takahashii, 1191 nucleotides long. RefSeq names its product Porphobilinogen synthase (gene Pbgs). Gene Ontology annotation, molecular function: zinc ion binding; porphobilinogen synthase activity. The record is from RefSeq and is a predicted model, not a curated record. Gene Ontology annotation, biological process: heme biosynthetic process. Gene Ontology annotation, cellular component: cytosol. Lineage: Eukaryota; Metazoa; Arthropoda; Insecta; Diptera; Drosophilidae.